GAGAGAGCAAGUCAGAGAGAGAGAGAGGGAGAGAGAGAGAGAGAGAGAGAGAACAGAGAAACAGACACGAACAGCAAAGACAUCCGUCUUCUCUUCCCGCACUACAGCAGCCCCAGUGUUCAGCCCUUACUGCCGAGACAGUGGACCACACAGUUUAUACACAGCCCAGUGACCAGGUCCAGGACAGAUGACAUGCAGUCUCAGCGGCAGGUGGAAAUCCAGGACCAUCUGAACGGCUCGCGGAUCGUCUUCUCAGACGAUGGCGCCCACGGGCCGCUGCAGCAGUACCGCCACUCCCCUGACCUGACCCAGGAGGUGGUGAUCUCCCCCGGGCUCCCCACCCCACCGCUGAGCCCCUACCGCACCUGCACCCUCAGCCCCAGCCACCCCUCCCAGGUCUCAGAGACCAAUGGCAGAGGAUCACCAACACUCAGCUUCGGUUCAUAUUACGGACCCCCAAAAUCUCACGGGACCCUGGUAAAUGGUGUGCAGGGUUUCUCUGCCACUCUGCCCCGGAGGUCUACCCCGGCCGAAGAGAGGCUGAUCAAGUUCUCAGGCAUUGGCCCUGUGGAUGAGACUGGAAUGCCUAUCGCUUCCAGAUCUAGUGUGAACAAACCAAAGGACUGGUACAGGAGCAUGUUCAGACAGAUCCACAAGAAACCACCAGAGCCUGACCUGGGGGACUCCAGGCUGUGGUCGGAGGACAGGAGUCCUGACCCCCCCAGACACCCCCCCAGAGACCCCCCCACCGUGGUUCUUGUGGAUGGAUAUGUGGACGGGAAGGACCUGUUCACUCUCACCCCGUAUGGCGCACUGCCUGACUGGAGUGAGCUAGGGGAUGGAGACAAUCAGUCCAACGGAGGGAGAAGGCACCCUGAGCCCAGGAGCAUAUUCGACUUUGAGCCGGGGCAGAGUGCCCACUCCGAGGACCGCACGCAGGGCCACCGUCCCACCCAGCAGUCCCUGGUGAAGCCACGAUCCCCCUCCAUUGAGGCCAGUCUGGUCUCAGAGCUGAGCCGCUUUGAGGCGGAGCUGGACUCGGACAUCCAGGGUCUAGAGAGGAGGCUGUCUCAGAAACGACAGCGGCGAGGCCGGGGUGAGGGCUCCAGGGUCUCUGUCCCAGCCACUGCACCAAGCACAGGGAGCACACAAGAAGCAAGGCCUGGGACCACAACAAAGCAGCCUGUGACUAAAAGCUGGGGAGUGGCACCUGUCACUCAUCCAACAGUCCCCAGCUUCAGCGCUGCACAAAGGACAUCAUCCAGCCCCACACAUGGUAGAGUAAGCAGAAUGUGCUCCAUGUCCUCAUCCCCCCUGCCCCCACCUACAGUCAAUACUUCUUCUUCGCCUGAAGCCAUGGAGUUCCCACCCAAGAGAGAAGAGAAGAAGAUGAAAGCAGCAAGGGCCAAGUUCAAUUUCCAAGCGCAGUCACCCAAAGAGCUGACCCUGCAGAAGGGGGAUGUGGUGUACAUACACAGGCAGGUGGACGGUAACUGGUUUGAGGGAGAGCAUCAUGGGAGAGCCGGAAUCUUUCCGACCACCUAUGUGGAGAUCAUCCCCCCGACCGAGAAGCCCACACCUAUCAAGUCUCCCACCAUCCAGGUGCUGGAGUACGGGGAGGCAGUCGCUCUCUUUAACUUCCCAGCAGACCUGCCUGUGGAGCUCUCCUUCCGAAAGGGAGAGCACAUCUGUGUGACCAGGCGUGUCGAUGACAGUUGGCUCGAGGGCAGGAUCUCAGGCACCUCCCGCAGCGGCAUCUUCCCUGCCAGCUACGUCCAAGUCAACAAGAUGCCUCGCACCAAAUCCUCGGACGAGUACCCUUCCUCGCCCGGCUCUCCCUCGCCCCUCAGUCCGGGACGGCCUCUCCACUCGCCCCUCUCCCCCUCUGCCUUCAGCCCCAACCGCAGCCCGCAGGCCUCGCCCGUGAAGCCUCACUCCCCGACCCCCCAGGCCCCAUCGUCCCCGGGCCCCUACGGAGCGGCCGGCCUCCGGUCACGCUCGCCCCAGUCCCCCAUACAGACCGCGCUCUCCAACCAGGCCUCCAACCAGGCCUCCAAUCACUGGCCCGGCUCCUCCCCCGUCUCCACCUCCCCCACUCCGCAGGCCAACCACUGGAGCGGGACGCACCCUGCGGCCCAAAACUCCUUCAGCCGAGAGGCCAGUCUGCCGCUGGCGCCGUCCAAUCAGGCAUCGGGGGCUCCCCAGCGGGGAGGAGCCAUGUCCAAUGCCACGUCCAAGCCAGGUUAUUCCACUCAGGAUGGACCAAUCACAAACUCCGUCCAGCCCAGCCAGCACAGCAAGGCUCCACCCACAGCACAAGUCUCUGCCAAUCCAAGCUCCUCAGUGGUCCAACGGCAACCGUAUAAAGCCAUUUAUAACUACAAGCCCCAGAAUGGUGAUGAGCUGGAGCUACGAGAAGGAGAUAUUGUGCAGGUGAUGGAGAAGUGUGAUGACGGCUGGUUUGUAGGUACAUCAGAAAGGACUCAAGCUUUCGGGACAUUUCCAGGGAACUACGUGGCACUGGUCUAAGUGAUUAUCACUGUCCACCUGCUUCAAAACAUGUUGGACUAAAAUAUCUGACUAUUUAUACAAAUUUGCUUUAAGCAGCAUACAAAUCACAGUAGCCAGAUAAGCACUAAUUACACUUUCUCACCCUCCGUCCAUCUCCCUUCUACAGCUUCAUAGAAUCAUUGUCUGCAUGCACAACUGACCAGGCGACCAAAGUGGCCACUCUUUGCUUUUGGCAUGUUGGCCGUAUCACAUACCGGACUUGUAGUGUCUUUCUACAGCUGCUUGAACCAGGCUCCAAGAUGUAGGGUCUUACAAGGACGAUGUCAGGUGCUACAGAAAAGUAACCCCCACCAGCACCAGCCUUGCACCAGUACUGCAAAAACAUUCCUUUGGAUUGGAUUAAAACUACAGCCUUUUUGAACUUUGGGAUUUUGUAUUGCCCAUGGAUUAUCAAGCCAUCUGUAAAACAUAUUGAACUCAAGAAGUAUAAAUCAUUCCAGGUUUCACACUAAACCAAAUGUUCUUUCAGGAUUCAGUUGUGAGCCAAUAUUCCAACUGAUAACAAAGUGCCUUUAUUUUGAACAAAAAUACCCAGAUUGCAUCAUUCUUAUGAGGUGUCUACCUUUCUCAGUGUUUUCAAUGUCAUGUAAUGGAACAGAAGAAAGUGCCUUUUGAAAAUUUUGAUAAGUUUUUUUUGGGAAAUGUGGCAUAUUUACCCAUCGAGCUGAGUAUUGCUGAUUUACACGAUAACAGCUUGUGUUCUUUAAAAAAAUAACGAAAAAAGUGAGCUGUGCCAAAUUUAGUUCCUUUUAAUCCAGGAUAAUAGAACACUUUGGAAACACGCAACAUGUCUGUCUUACACCAUGUCUUCUGAUCGGUUACGUUCAACGACUUGCUUUGCUUUAUGAACUAAGUGAUAUUUAAUCUAUAAUCCUGACUGCAGUGUUUGAGAAAGUGGCAGGACCAGAGAAAGUGAUUAAAUGAAAGCGAAAGCUGAUAGCCUUCUAGAAGGACAGAAUGACACUUGUGCCAAGUCGCCAAUGGUUACGUGAUCCAGGAUGAGUUCAAUAAUGAAAAUGUAACAGGGUCAUCAAUUUGGACCAGAGAAGAGACCAAUCACAGAGCAGGAUGAGGGCAUAACCAGAGCCUUCCACUGGACUGAUGGAAUUUAAAUGGAAUUGUAACCCAGGUAUCAUGCUUAAAAACCAUCUUUGUAAUGUGUUUGUAUUCCUGUAUAUCACAUGCACCAUUCAUGCUUACUGUCCCAGUUUGUGAUCAAAUUCCCAAAGGCAAUGAAGCAGAAAACAGCAAAUUCCUCCAACAAAAGGGUCACAAAAUACACCUGAUUUCAUUAUGGUUGCUUUGUACUGGAGCACAUGUGUUUGUUUACCAGCAAUGAGGUGUGUAUUGAUUUAAAAAUGAACAGAUUAGGUCUGAUGAAUACAUAUAUUACUUAAAACUGCUAAUCAUAUAGGCUUGUGCAAACCUAUAAUCCAUGCUAAGAUGCAAGCAAGACAAGCACUGAGCCUUUACAUGGCAGUGGACUUUUGCCUUGUGUUGUCACAAUAUGUGCUUGGUCAUAGUCUGCUUCUCUGUGCCUUCUCUCCAAUGUUCAGCCUUUUAACAAAUAAGAGCCUAAUUCUCAUAUUGGACAUAUUCAGGACCUCCAGGAAGAAAAGUAUGGAAUGACAUAAAAUACAAAAUGGUGACACAGAUGAACACAUAGCAAAAUCUCAAAGAGUUAUGCAUUUUUUUGACUUUUUUAUCUAGCUGAAUAAAAACAAAGCAAACAUAGUUUGGUUCCUGGCUGUACCAGAUAUAGAGUAGUGCAGACACUGCAACUUUAAAUCAGUUAAUAAAUUACAGAAAUAAAUAAUAUAUUUUAUUGGCAACAGAAUGUAUUGCAUUAUCUAAGGUACUCAUAUAUUUGGAUGAUAAUCAAAUAAAAUGUACUCAAGUGAUGGAAAACCACCCAGUUGUCAUUCAUGAGGUCAGUGUGUCCUUUUAUUUUGAGACCUUUUUGAUACAGACCUGCUUAAAUAUACAGAAUUAUCUUAUCUGCUUACCAUAUGCUUGUAUUUAGCAGAUUUGCCACAGAAAUCCAUCACAGUUAAUUAGCCGUUCUACUCAACUGUACAGUUGGGGAAAAAAUAUAAACUCAGUGAGCAAUUUAUUAGGUAUUUAUUAGACUUAUUGGUCUUCUGCUGCUGUAGCCUAUCCACUUAAGAGGUUUGGUGCACUGUGUGUUCAGAGAUGCUCUUCAUACCAAUGAGCAGGAUGUUUUUUGUUUUUCGCACCAUUCUCUGUAAACUCUAGAAACUGUUGUGCGUGAAAAUCCCAGGAGAUCAGCAGUUUCUGAGAUAUUCAAACCAACAAUCAUUCCAUGUCUGCAUGCUUUCAUGCAUUUAGUUGCUGCCACAUGACUGGUUGAUUAAAUAUUUGCAUUAACAAGCUGGUGUACAGGUCUACCUAAUAAAGUGCUCCGUGAGGGUA
Messenger RNA from Conger conger (European conger), 5004 nucleotides. It is a transcript of the gene sorbs3, whose product is annotated as sorbin and SH3 domain containing 3. The transcript has 21 exons. The record is from RefSeq and is a predicted model, not a curated record. Gene Ontology annotation, molecular function: protein binding. NCBI's taxonomy places the organism in Eukaryota, Metazoa, Chordata, Actinopteri, Anguilliformes, Congridae. The coding region runs from base 193 to 2529 and encodes 778 amino acids.